AUGGAUUCAAUAUUAGUAUCAAAUAUAAAUUUAAAUCGUCAUCAUUUGGGUGAUAAUUUUGAUGAACGUAUUCAACAACGACAUCAAAGUUUUGUUGUUACUGCUGAUAAUCGUUAUAUAAUAUCAACUGGUUAUUGGGAUAAAAGUUUUCCUGUACAAAAUACUGAUGUAGCUAAAAUUACACAAGUACUCUAUGGUCAUUUUGAUAUUGUUACAUGUGUAUGUCGUUCAGAAGUAACUAUUGCUGGAAAUUGUUUUCUUGCAACUGGUUCACGUGAUUGUACAGUUUGUAUUUGUAUUUGGAAUGGUACAAAAGGUGCAAUAGUUGAUCGUGAAUAUUCAAAUCAAGGUUAUAAUUAA
Rotaria sp. Silwood1 is the source of this 360-nucleotide messenger RNA. The record is from the annotation of a GenBank genome assembly. NCBI's taxonomy places the organism in Eukaryota, Metazoa, Rotifera, Eurotatoria, Philodinida, Philodinidae.